Messenger RNA from Paramecium pentaurelia, 4173 nucleotides. NCBI's taxonomy places the organism in Eukaryota, Ciliophora, Oligohymenophorea, Peniculida, Parameciidae. The record is from the annotation of a GenBank genome assembly.
AUGCAAAUAGAAGCAGAGAGCAACAUAAACAUCUAAGAGAUUUACUAAUCCAUGUUGAUCCAAUAAUUUAAUAUUGCUAUAUUGAGAUAGUGGGAGAAGGAAUGGUUAUUAGAGAAUUACUUAUUUCCACAAAUAAAGAAUAAUGAAUAGUAUCUUUAGAAUAAUAAGUAGAUUAUCAUAAGAGCUUGUAUUUACUACAAUAGCGAUUUUAAAUUUAAAAUAGCUUGAGCAAAUCAACAUAUAAGACAGUCUUUAAGAUUAAGAGAUCCUUUUGAAGAUAUUUAACUACAUAACAAAAGGAUUACCAGAUUUUAAAUCUUUAUAAUUAGAAGAAAAAUAAUAAGUUUAUACAUUUUUAAUGCAAUUAUUUUGUAUGCCUGAGACACAAUUUGUACAAAAAGAAUGUUAUAAAUAUUUAUCUUAAGCAUUAUUAUUAAGUUCAAACAAAAUAGUAUAAAUAAAUUAUAUUAAUAUAGUUUUUGAAAUGGCAUUUUUUGAGAUACCCAAAAAUGGUACAAUCAUAUAUGAGUGCUUUAAAAGUAUAAGGAGGUGGUUAAAAACCAGAAUCUUUAUUUAUACCUAAUUUAGUGUAGGAUAUGAUCUAAAUAAUAUUUUCAUAUCCAAUUAGCGAGGCAAAUUUUAAAGAAAAUGAAGAGUUAAUACAAAUAGAAUCUCAAAAUUAAUUUAGAACUUUUUUAGAAAGAAAUUCAGCUCCACUUCCUACUCCUAAACAUAUUAUCAAAGCAUAAAAUGAAAAAUUAUUGUACAGAAAAGUUACAUAAACUUAAAUGAGAUACCUUAAAUGUAUUGAAAAAUUUGUAGAUUUUAUGAUUUUAUUAUUAAGUUCAAUUCCAACAAGAAAGUUUUUAAAGAUCUAUUUACUCUCAACAAAUAUAUUACCUUAUUUGAAAUGUACAUUACCUUAAUAUCAUUCAUGUGUAUUAUAGACUUUAGUUUAAUCAUUUGAACAUUAUUUAACAUAUCCAAUAAAUGAUUAGAAUGGAGAAGUACUCUCUCUCAAAGAUUAAUAAGUUAUGUAGAAAGAUUUCUUAAAGAAAUUAUAGACAGUACUUUAUAAAUAGUUUAAAUUCAUGGUAUAACAAAAAGAAUUAGAAGAAUAUUAAUUCAUCAAAAAUUUAAGAAGAUCAGAAAUUGAAAAACUAUUUUAAAUGAUGGUAUUGGUAUUCCCAGUUGAUUUAUAACCUAAAUUAUAUGAACCUGGGAAGAACUUUGAUUUUCUUAUCUAAGAAGUAAUGAAAGCAGCCUCACCUCCACCAUUUCUAAAUCAUUAUCUAAAAGAUACUCCUAUUAUACCUAAUGAAUAAAUGAUAUGGGAUUAUAAACACAUCCCUGAAGAAUCUAAAAGUGGUGUAUUAAAAUAAGUAUUGGCUUUGCCAAAAUUGAACUUAUAAUUUCUAUGUUUUGAAGACUAUUUAGAAAGAAAUUAUAAAUUAUUUAAACUUGAAAGUGCAUUUGAUUUAAGAAAAGAUUUUGAAGAUACAAUAAUUAGAAUGGAUCCUAAGUUUGAUUAAAAUGGUGCAUUUAUUUAUUUUAGUGGAUGGGCUAAGGCAGCAACAGAAGUUAUUAAAUUCAGAAUUCAUGAAGUAUAAACACCUGAAAUAGGGAAAAGAAUUCCAAGAAGAGUUUAUGGAGAAAUUCAAUAUUCAGUUGAAAGAAUGGCUUAGAAUGUAAGAAAGGAUUGGGAUAGUUUAAAGAAACAUUAAGUUGUAUUUUUAAUAAGCUUUAGAAAAGAAAUAGAUAUGUAGGAAUUUUAGAGUGAACUAAGUGAAAGGUAAAAUUUAAUAGAUUAGAUUGAAGAGAAUGAGGGAUGCAAACUCUUUUGUGAAAAAUAUGGUAUUAGAGCUAUUAGAGGAGCUGAAAUAGAAUUAGUAUACGAUGAAAGAAGGAGAGAAAUUUUAGAUUGGGAAGAACCAGAUCCAUCUAAAAAAUUCUAAGGAAAUUUAAGAAUUCUUCAUGUAUUUUUAGAUUAAGCAUAAUAUCAAGAUGAUAUAGAUUGUAUUAUAUUAAAUUAAUUAUUUUAGCUGGUAUAAAUGCAGAAGGUGAAAUCUAUGGUAAUUUCAAACUUUUGGUUAAAAGAAAUCCAAAAGAAAAUAACUUUAAAGCCAUUCUUGGAUCAAUUUAAUAAGUUAUAUUAUAGAAACCUUAAUUGCCCAAAUUUUUAGAUGAAAUACUUUUGGGAUAUGGUGUUGAAGACAUUUCUUCAUCAUAAUAUUAUAUGAAAAAUCAUACAGCUAGUGUAAAUUUCAGUCUUAUAGAUACUGUACUUGAUUAAUAACAUUAUGAUGAUGUUAUAUAAUAAAAUUCUUUCAUACCAGAAGAUUUGAAAUCUAAAAUUACUUUUGGUAAUUUAAAAAAUAGAAAAAGAGUUAAUAACAUUAGAUACACUAAACCAUAAAUAAAUGCAAUAGUUUCAGCUAUGUAUCCUGGAUUAACAUUAGUUGUUGGUCCUCCAGGAACAGGUAAAACAGAUGUAACUGUUUAAAUUGUAAAUCUACUUUAUCAAAACUUCCCAAAUGAAAAAACACUUCUGAUUACUCAUUCUAAUCAUGCUUUAAAUGACAUAUUUUAAAAGAUAUCAAAAAUGGAUGUAGAUGAGAAACAUAUGUUAAGAUUAGGUAUAGGAGUCAAAGAUUUAAAAUUAAGUAAGACUUUUUCAAGAGAAGGUAGAAUUAAUCAUAUGUUAACCAGAAGAUUAUAAUUAUUGGAAAUUGUUAGUUAAAUUUAAAAAAGUGUGUAAAUUAUGUUUUCAGAAGAAUAUUCAUGUGAGGUAUCAGAGAUUUUCUUUAAAUUACACAUUCAAAGAUUAUGGAAUAAUUAUAAAGAAAAGAUUUAAUCAGAUCCUAUGUUUGUUUUUCCAUUUAAUACAUUUGUUGAAUAAAAUCCAUAGCUAUUUGAAAAGGCUUAAACAAAAGAAGAAUAAUAUAAAGUAAUUGAAGACAUAUUUGAAUAAGUUAGAGAAUGUAGACCAUUUGAGUUAUUGAGAAAUAAAAAGGAGAGAGGAAAUUAUAUUAUUUGUCAUUAAGCUAAAAUUGUAGCCAUGACUUGUACUCAUGCUGCUCUUAAGAGAAAUAGUUUUUGUGAAUAAGAUUUUUAAUAUGACAACAUAGUUUUUGAAGAAGCUGGAUAAAUAUUAGAAAUUGAAGCUUUUCUACCUUUAACUAUGUCUUUAACAGGAAAACUAAAGAGAUUAAUAAUGAUUGGAGAUCAUAAUCAAUUACCUCCUGUUAUUAAAAAUGUUAGUUUCUAAAAAUUAGCUAAUAUGGAAUAAUCUUUUUUUAUAAGAAUGAUUAGAUUAGGAGUAUUUUAUCAUCAACUUACUGAUCAAGGUAGAACUAGACCAGAGAUUAUGAAAUUAUAUUCUUGGAAGUAUAAAGAAUUAAAUUCAUUAUAAUGUUGUCAUCCAUCUUCAAAUAAUUAAUUUGGAUAUGCUAAUGCAGGAUUAUGCAAAACAUUUUAAUUUAUAGAUGUUGAUUACAAAGGAGUUUAUGAAAAUAAGCCUAUGCCAUACUUCUAUUAGAAUAUUGUCGAAGCUGAAUUCAUUGUUGCUACGUAAUUAUUUUGAAUAUUCUUAAUAGUUAUAUGUAUUUGGUCUUAAGAGGUUAUGAUCCAAAAUAAAUAACAAUUCUAACAACAUAUAAUGGUCAAAAGAUGCUUAUUAAGGAUAUUAUAACUAGAAAGUGUUCCUGGCAUUCACUCUUUAGAACACCAGAGAAAAUUACCACUGUCGAUAAGUUCUAAGGAUAAUAAAAUGACAUCAUUUUAAUUUCAAUGGUUAGAACAUCUUAGCCAGGUUAUUUAAGAGAUAUUAGAAGAAUCAUUGUAAUAUAUAUUUAUUAUUCUAAUAGGUUGCUUUUUCAAGAGCAAAAUUAGGUCUUUAUAUUUUUGGCAAUUUAUCUAUAUUUAAUAAAGUACCUGAAUUAUAAAAAACAUUCUCUUAAUUUGUGUCAGAACCAUUACAUCUAUUACCAACUGAAAUGUAUAAAACUAAAAGGGCUCAUGAUGAUUUCUAGUUAGAAUAAUCUCAAAGUGUUAAUCAUCCAGACUAAAUGUAUGAAAUAAUAAAGACAUAAUUAAUUGAAAGCCAAAGAUAAAAUUCUAAUAACGUAAACCUAUCAGAAGUACAUUAAGAAUAAGAAUCUUAGAGCUAAUGAA